GUUAACAGAGGGCACGCAUAGUCAUUGACGUGUCGAUUGAGUGUCAGUGUGUAGCUGUAGAGAUUUUUUCACAAACAGCGAUUUUUACCUCAUUUCUCCUCAAAUUCCUGCCCAAAGAAGGAUCUCCAGUGUCCAGAGAUGCGGCAGACAUAUUGCAUUUUGCUGCUUCUGCUGAUGCACUCCAUGUGCUCAUUGGCCGACCGAACGACCAACAGCUACCUCAGUCCCACAGAUGAGCGCCUGCAGAAGGUAUUCCUGGAGGGUGUCAAGUCCAAUGAUUUGCAGACAAUCUACUACUCAGCCCUCAACUACGGUUCCCGAUUGUCAGCAGCUGAGAAAACAGCCCUCUGCACCCGCGCCAAAAGCCUCCAUGGGGAAUCGAAGCUCAAUGAGUUCGAGAAGAACUUUUACCUCAUUGGUAUCUUCGCUGAGCUGAAAUGCAGUCCUCCAGUGGCCUCCACUGUCAUCUCAGCCCUCGAGGCAGCUCUGGCCAAGGAUGCUGCCACAGCUCCUGAGGUCUACUUCAACUUCUUCGCUGCCAAGGCUGCUGGAAUCGUCCUUGAUGACGCUGCAAAAUUGCGCGUGGUGAAAAAUCUUCAGGCCAUCCUCAAGAGGGAUGAUUCCCUGUCGAAUCUUGGGCAUGCUUUCGCAGUGGCUGCAGAAACCGGCGGAAAUGGGCUUCUACUGGUGGAUCGAGUGGAGGAUGCAAUUGCCCAGGCAGAUGAGGUUGAUGGUCGAAUGCUCCAGUUUGAGGGCGGAUUGAGUGUUACAGCUCUGGUUCUGGGUGGUGCUCUGAAGUUGACAGCUUCACAGAAGAAGCCUCAACCUAUCUCGCCUGCCCAGGCCACAAAGUUCGCCACUUACUUCCUCUCGAGGCGUUCCGUGCAGACGGCCAAGGGAGUCCAUGUGCUCCUUGAUGCCCUCACAACACUCAAUCAGCAGAAGACCAUUACUCCAAUCUGUAUGCAAGUGAUUGGGAACGGACAGAUGCAGCCGGAUGAUCUGCAAGUGAGCGUUCGGGUGGUGGAUUUGCUGGGAAAUGCUGUGACUCCGGCCCUUGAUACAGUUGUCGCUUCGGUUAAUGCUAAACAAGGUGGCGCUUCGGUGGUUAAGGAUGUGAAGUUAGCACUGAAGGGAUCGGAUAAAACCGUUUUUGGGCUGGAUCUGAAGGCAGCAAAGCCUUCUAGAGGUCUGUACAUGGCUGAUUUGACGGCAGGAUCUUUUAAGCAGAGUGUUGAGUUGAAAAUUCUGGGGAGAGUUAAAGUGGGAAGUUUGGAGGUAGGAGUUGGGGAUUCCGACAGUAGUUCAGCUGUAAAGAAGCAAUCUGUGGAAUUUCCCAAGACACUAACCACACCACUUAGUGCAGACUCACAGCAGAAGGUAGUGAUGAAGGUGUCUCUGCUAGAUGAGACCACAGGUAAGGCAAUUUCUGUCCAUCAGGCUUUUGUACGGUUCGAAAAUGGAAAAACCGGCGAGGAGAUUGUCUUUGUGGCUGAGCAGGAUACCAGCAAAGCCUACAAAUUCGAUAUGGAUGUUGGAGCAAGAAGUGGAGAUUUCUCACAUAUGUCUGGGAAGUAUCUUAUGGAAUUGAUUGUGGGGGAUGCUUCACUGUCAAAUUCCUUCCGUUGGCAUGUAGCUGACAUCAACCUGAAGUUCUCUCAGGACACCAUGGACAGGGAAAGUGCCCAUGAGUCACUGUACAAGCCCAAAAAAGAGAUUGUACAUCAGUUCCGGGUGCCAGAGAAGCGACCAGCACGCUUCGUUUCUGAUCUCUUCACUGGAAUCUGCUGUGUUCCUCUACUGAUCUUGUUGGUGAUUUGGAUCAGGCUCAAAGUCAACAUUUCCAACUUUCCACUUUCUCUCUCAGCCAUUGGCUUUCAUCUGGGCUUGGGUGCGAUAUUAUUCCUUUUCUUUGUCUUUUGGCUGCAACUGGACAUGUUCACGACGAUUCGGUACCUUCUGCCGCUGGCUCUGUUCACUUUCCUCUGUGGCAAUCGCUUCCUGAGAUCAGUAGCGACCAAGAGGAGUGCGCAUGAAAAGUGAACAGGCAGCCAACAAGGUGCCUCAAUCUCCAAGAUUCCAUCUCAGACACAUUCACAGGCGUCCGGAGAACGGACGGACACCCAAUCGAGUCACACAAAUGCAUUCUCUGCCCCCAUUUGGAUUAACAACACGAGGAGAUGUAUUAAUAAAGAGAAGUGAAACACUGGAA
Molecule: messenger RNA, 2212 nt
Organism: Phlebotomus papatasi
Lineage: Eukaryota; Metazoa; Arthropoda; Insecta; Diptera; Psychodidae
Gene: OstDelta
Product: dolichyl-diphosphooligosaccharide--protein glycosyltransferase subunit 2
Exons: 3
Coding region: 139-2043 (634 amino acids)
Biological process (GO): protein N-linked glycosylation
Cellular component (GO): membrane; oligosaccharyltransferase complex
Source: RefSeq, a predicted model, not a curated record